AUGACAGAAGCCCCUUGUGCUACUCCAUUGAUCUGUAGCUUUGGAAGGCCAGUGGACCUUGAGAAGGAUGACUACCAGAAGGUUAUAUGCAACAACGAGCACUGCCCUUACAGCACCUGGAUGCACCUUCAGUGCUUCUAUGAGUGGGAAAGCAGCAUUCUUGUCCAGUUCAAUUGCAUCGGCAGAGCAAGGAGCUGGAAUGAGAAGCAGUGUCGCCAGAACAUGUGGACAAAGAAGGGAUACGACCUCGCUUUUCGCUUCUGCUCCUGUCGGUGUGGGCAGGGUCAUUUGAAGAAGGACACUGACUGGUACCAGGUGAAACGAAUGCAGGAUGACAAGAAGAAGAAAUCAGUGUUAGAGAAGAGCACAGGGAGGUCUAUGGUGGAAUCAGCAGAAGAGGCCAAAAAGGGCAGGCCAGCCAGCAAGCCGCAAAAGGGCUUAAGUCAUGACAUCCAGCGAAGGCAUUCAGUGGACAGACAGAACUCCCAAGAGAAGAGUGUUAUAGGUGGCAGCUAUGCCGUUCGCUCCCCCUGCGUCUCUCCUGGGCAGUCCCCACCAACCGGCUACUCGAUCCUCGCCCCCACCCACUUCAGCGGCCCCCGCUCAUCACGAUACUUAGGAGAGUUUCUAAAGAAUGCCAUCCACCUGGAGCCACACAAGAAGAACAUGGCUGGAGGGGGAAUGUUCAGGAAUGCGCACUUUGAUUAUGGGGCAGCUGGUUUGCAAGCACAUCGGUCGGGACACUUUGAUGCCCCUGUGCAGUUUUUGAGAAGGCUUGACCUAUCCGAGCUUCUCACUCACAUACCCAGGCAUAAAUUGAAUACUUUUCAUGUGCGAAUGGAAGAUGAUGCCCAGGUGGGCCAAGGGGAGGACCUGCGGAAGUUUAUUCUUGCUGCUCUUAGUGCCAGCCACAGGAAUGUUGUGAACUGUGCACUGUGCCACAGGGCAUUGCCAGUGUUUGAACAGUUUCCGCUGGUGGAUGGAACCCUAUUUCUUAGCCCAUCGAGACACGAUGAAAUUGAAUAUGAUGUUCCCUGUCACCUUCAAGGAAGGCUUAUGCAUCUCUAUGCUGUUUGUGUAGACUGCUUAGAAGGGGUUCACAAAAUUAUCUGCAUUAAGUGCAAGUCCCGAUGGGAUGGAAGCUGGCAUCAACUGGGAACUAUGUAUACCUAUGAUAUUCUGGCAGCAUCUCCUUGUUGUCAGGCUCGACUGAACUGUAAGCACUGUGGGAAGCCAGUAAUAGAUGUACGGAUUGGCAUGCAGUAUUUCUCCGAAUACAGCAACGUCCAGCAGUGUCCGCACUGUGGAAACCUAGACUACCACUUCGUGAAGCCAUUUUCUUCAUUUAAAGUUUUGGAGGCUUAUUGACGAAAGCUUUGCUUUAGUAAUAGUUAUUUUAUGGGUAUUUCAACUUUAUUACAUAUCUUUUUAUAGAAUUCAUUCUGUGAUGAAAUUACUUUCUUUUCUAACUGAAAGAGCAGCUUCUUUGUCUGUGUACAUAUGAAUAUGUAUAUAUACAUGUUGUUAAAUCAGAAUCCUCCUGAUGAGAUCUCUGUCAAGGCUGGAGGCAAGCCAAUUUUAAUGGCCUUUGAAUAUAUCCCAGGUGUGGGGAUAAAAUGUUCAGCUAUAAUUAUUUGGUUGUGUUUUUUGUAUUAUUGUAAUACAGUUGAUAGAAGGGCGUGGAGAGUACAGGAUGCAGAAAUAUAUGCUGGUGGCAGGUGGGUAAUUGUGUAGGUUUGUUGUCCCUCUAGCAUGGUGGAAAAGGGAAAUCCUUGGAAAGAAGUUGUCCCAUUAGUGUUAAAUUCAUCAAGUCUCUUGCAUCCCAAUGGGGGCAGGUGCAUACGUAUCCCAGACGUGUGAUCGUUUCUGUGGGCUUUUGUUCAAGUUUCCCAAUAAGAUACUGUGACAAGUGAAUGUAAAUCUGUGCCAGAAAAGGUAAUCUUGAAUUAUUUUUUGGCAUAGUGUCUUCCUGCCAUGUAUGUUUGGUGUGUGUUACCCACACUGACUGAUCGUAUGGCAAUAGGGCUGCUUCCACCAGUGUUGUAAUGUUACCAGUUGGGUCAUUUGUUUAUACCAAAACAAGCUGAAUAUCUUAAAACGCUUUAUUUAAAGGUAUUUCUUCACAGAUGUUUUAGAACCUCAUGAUAAGUGGAAGGAACAGGCUGAACUGAAUGGGGAUGCUUGUGUGUGUCUGCUGGGGCUGGGGCAUUGCUUCCCACUGCUGACUAGUUUGACUGAUUCGGAAAGAAGACCGCGAAGUGGGAUCUGGGCUAUCAGACCUGUAAGAGCUGAAAGGCACCUAAUAUGACACAUGGCAUUGGUUUUUAAGUCAAUGAAUUGCUGCACCAUUGUCUUUCAAAAGUUCAGAAAGACCAGGAUCUAAAAUCUUGAAGACUUUUUAGAAAGCAGACUUAGUGUAUUUACUUUCUACACGCCUCUGUGCUGUAUAUAGUGGUCUGUGCAUUAGGCAGUGAAUUUGUGUUAUAGUGGUUGGCCCUGUAGAAUCUGCAAAUUUUGUUUUUCACUCCCCGCUUUUUCCUUCCAUAAAUAAAAGUUUUUAAAUAGGUUCAAUAAAAGUUUUAAUAGGU
Molecule: messenger RNA, 2588 nt
Organism: Centrocercus urophasianus (Greater sage-grouse)
Lineage: Eukaryota; Metazoa; Chordata; Aves; Galliformes; Phasianidae
Gene: HECA
Product: hdc homolog, cell cycle regulator
Exons: 4
Coding region: 1-1368 (455 amino acids)
Source: RefSeq, a predicted model, not a curated record